AUGCUGGCGUCAGGCAUUACGACUGUUGUCUACUUGUGGAAGCACAUGAAGAGAAUGAAGGAGAACACCAGCUCUUUAUCUGCUCUUUGUAAAAAGCAGCAGAUGAGAGUGACCAUCAUGGGCAUCAUUCAGACGGUCCUCUUCUUUUUUGCCUCAGGGUGGCUCAUGUGUGAAGAAUUAAUUGAGUGUUAUUUUGGUGGUUAUGAUGUGGGUACACAUUUGGCUUCAACUGUAAUGGCUUUGUAUUCUUUUGGAACGACCCUACUUUUAGGGAUUGACCCACCUGUAUGGUUGUAUAUUAUUUCCGGGGCUACUAUACUUUUCGCCAUGAGGACGAGUUUUACUGCAUCCCUCGGUCUGCAAGUUUGUUACUUCUUGCAGAUUGUUCCAGUCCGAUGGCCUUGCUUUAUCUGGAUGAAGAAGCACAUCAAACUCUUCAUGUAUGUCGUGUUGUUUUUCGACAGACUCUACUUUCUGUCUCAAUAUGCCAUACGUGUUUUCCUUGAGAUUCGGAAGGUAAUGAUGACCUUUAAUUCAUCCAGCAUUUAUGACAACACCACCAGCCCAUCAGCAGAUUUCGGAUACUACAUGUUUAUCACAGACUUUUGGCUGAAAUGUUGCUAUUUUUUCAUUUGUCUUGGCAUUAUGCUGGCGUCAGGCAUUACGACUGUGGUCUACUUGUGGAAGCACAUGAAGAGAAUGAAGGAGAACACCAGCUCUUUAUCUGCACUUUAUAAAAGGCAGCAGAUGAGAGUGACCAUCAUGGGCAUCAUUCAGACGGUCCUCUUCUUUUUUGCUUCAGGGUGGCUCAUGACUGAAGAAUUCAUUAUGUGCUAUAUUGGUGGUUAUGAUGUGGGCACCCAUUUGGCCUCCACUGUAAUGGCUCUGUAUUCUCUUGGAACGACCCUACUUUUAGGGAUUGGUCAGUCAAAAUUCCGACUUACAGCUAAGGAUAUCUGCAAAAAGACAACAAAAGCAAAAUUCUAA
Molecule: messenger RNA, 987 nt
Organism: Danio aesculapii
Lineage: Eukaryota; Metazoa; Chordata; Actinopteri; Cypriniformes; Danionidae
Exons: 2
Coding region: 1-987 (328 amino acids)
Biological process (GO): sensory perception of taste; G protein-coupled receptor signaling pathway
Cellular component (GO): membrane
Molecular function (GO): G protein-coupled receptor activity
Source: RefSeq, a predicted model, not a curated record